Liolophura sinensis is the source of this 1190-nucleotide messenger RNA. RefSeq names its product non-homologous end-joining factor 1-like. Gene Ontology annotation, biological process: double-strand break repair via nonhomologous end joining. Lineage: Eukaryota; Metazoa; Mollusca; Polyplacophora; Chitonida; Chitonidae. The transcript has 7 exons. Gene Ontology annotation, cellular component: nucleus; DNA ligase IV complex. The coding region runs from base 53 to 1087 and encodes 344 amino acids. The record is from RefSeq and is a predicted model, not a curated record. Gene Ontology annotation, molecular function: DNA end binding.
GUGAUUGAGAUGUGUUGACAGAUUUUCUUCUACAUUUUAAAGCAAAAAAAGGAUGACUACAGAGUUACAAUGGAGACGGACAUGGAAACCAGAUCUAAGGGCAUGUCCUUGGCAACAAAUGGAAAUCGAUGGAAACACGUAUUUGAUCAAAAGUCGUUUCACGGAAGACUCGUACGAAGUGAUGUUGACGGACUUGACAGUGGUGUGGUUGGAGCAGCUGGCUGAGGGAGCAGUAAAGAAACGAAUAAAGAAACUGAACCCUAGCGUGGAAGCACAAGUAACCAAAAUCUUAGACCAUAUUCAGAGUAACCUAGAGACCCCAAGCCGAGAUACUGAGUUGUCUGUGGGCUUUACAACCUCAGCUGAUUCAGGGGAUGCCGACACAGAGAAAAUGAGACUAACUGUCAGCUCUAAGCUGGCUGGAAUGCCUUUUCUGUGGCACUUCAAUGGUGAACCUGUUGCCAAGGAAGUGGUCUCUGAACAUUUAACAUUUCCUCUUUUAGCAAUGGUUGGUGAAAUGUUUAGGCGACAAGAGGAGUUAAUUAAAGUCAUAUUCAGCAAAGACAAGGAAAUAGCUGAUUACAAGUCACAGGGCGUUAAGACAUCAAGAAAACAUUAUGAGACUAUUCCCUUUGAUGAGACAGCAUUCAGACAUAAUAUGGUGACCUCUGUGGGUUUUGAAGGUCAGGUGAGAAGUCUGGGUGUGGGGGCUUUUGCAGAGACUGGCCAAGAUUUGUACCAUGAUAUUAUGACCAAACAUGCCUGGCUGAACAGAUCUCCAAGUACAGGGGAAGGCACAGACAGCUUGUCAGAUGAAACCUCCCUGGAUCAGCCCAUCCCAUCUAGUGCAGGAACCUCUUGGGGUAACAGAUUACCCCCCUCUUUAGCCCAGGUCUCCCCCAAGAUCUCACCACAGAAGAGCCCUCAGAAGAGCCCCACUAAAAGCCCUGGGGGUCGCAGCACACCAGAGGAUAGCCCGGCCAAGGAUACUGAACUUCUGAGAAGAAAAGCUUUGGAAAAACGCCUAUUGGAAGAAGAAGCAAAGAAAGAGAGUAAAGCCAAAAAAAAGAAGAAAAUUGCUUUUUAAAUGGUAGUUAUUAUUUGAAAUUUCAAUUAAUUUUAUUCAGGGAAUAAUUUUUACACUUAUUUUAUGUCAUCUUAAAAUAUAAACAUAAGUAUUUUAUGUACGU